AUGCCGCAGCCGCGCUCCACCAAGAGGAAGGCCGUUGUGCUGUCCUCCGACGAAGAUGAAGCCCGACCGUCUGCGAGCCCUCCCGCCCGCGAUGCGAAGCCGAAAACCCGCGCAAGGCCCUCCACGCAGGACACCAGCUCGUCGCGCAGCUCCCAGCCUCGCGCUAAGCCCAAGCCCAAGCCUCAGCCCAAAGAAAAACCCAUCUACUCUUUCUUCAAUGCCGCCACGCAGCGCCAGCGCACCAGGAGCUCACAGGACCAGCCCGUCGCCUCACAGGAAGCGCCGCAUGCUGAUUUUGUUGAGGACCAGGACGACAUAAUACAGGAUGACUCGCUGGACGACGCGCCCAACAAGUCUGGCUUGCGCUCAACAUGGCUCAAGCGCGCGCGCGGCGGCGACGCCGGCGGCCCUGACCAAGAUGCCCUUUCAAGCGGAAGCCAGAAGUUUCUCAAGACGUCGUCCGGCCAGAAGCCAUCUACUCCAGUGUCAGCCUUGACCUCUAGCAGUGGAGUCGAUCAAAGGCCUUGGGUCGAAAAGUACGGCCCAGUCAAUCUGGACGAACUGGCUGUCCACAAGAAAAAGGUUGCCGAUGUCAGAGCAUGGCUGACUAACGUCCUAGACGGGCGGGAGCGGAAGCGUCUCCUUGUCUUGAAGGGGGUUGCAGGCACCGCUAAGACGACCACUGUCAAUUUGCUGGCCAAAGAUGUAGGCUUCGAAAUCAAUGAAUGGAAGAACCCCAUGGGUUCUGACUUUUCCUCUGACGCUUUCGUCUCCUUGUCCGCACAGUUCGAAGACUUCAUGGGCCGCAGCAAGUUCGGCAGCUUGGAUUUCGCUUCCAGCGAAGAGAAGAGCUCUGAGAGUCCCCGGUCUGAUGCCAAUCGAAAGCAAAUAGUCCUGAUUGAAGAGUUCCCCAACACCUUUGCGCGCUCUUCUGCGGCAUUGCAAUCCUUUCGUUCAUCAAUCGAACAGUAUCUCUCCUCAUCUGUGCCGUCCCUAGGUGCCAUGUUCACUCGCUCCGCAGAUGCGCCCCCGCCAACACCCAUUGUUAUGAUCAUAUCGGAAACUCUGCUUUCCACCAACACAGCGGCAGCAGACAGCUUCACAGCCCACCGGCUCCUUGGACCCGAGAUAACGAACCAUCCUGGGACUACUGUGAUCGAGUUCAACCCGAUUGCACCAACAUUCUUAACCAAGGCGCUCGAGCUUGUAGUCGCCAAGGAGGCGCGCAAAUCUGGGCGAAAAACUACUCCCGGCCCUCAAGUCAUCAAGAAGCUCUCCGAAAUUGGCGACGUCCGCAGUGCCAUCUCGACCCUGGAAUUCCUCUGCUUGAGAGGCGACGACAAUGCAGACUGGGGUAACCGAGUGACAUUCAAACCAGUGAAAAAGGGGGCGAAGGAGAAGCCCAUGACGAAGAUGGAAGAAGAAUCCAUGGCGCUCGUCUCCCAAAGAGAAAGUACGCUUGGUAUAUUCCACGCUGUGGGUAAGGUGGUGUACAACAAAAGGGAUGAAUCUGCGGACAACUCCAAGCUUCCUCAGCCUCCUGCUUAUUUCCCCGAAUAUCGCCGCCCGAAGGCAUCCGAAAUCGACGUCGAUGCGUUAAUGGACGAGCUCGGCACCGAUAUCCAGACCUUUACUGCCGCUCUUCAUGAGAACUACGUCCUCUCCUGUAAUACGGGAAGCGAGGAAGACACAUUAGACUCGAUCAACGGAUGCAUUGACGCGCUAUCGGAUGCCGACUUGCUCUCUCCCGACCGCUUCAGCUUGGCCGGGAGUUCCCGACGAGCAUAUCAAAGCCUUGGAGCAGACAGCCUACGGCAGGACGAGAUGAGCUUCCAAGCAUCCGUCCGCGGCCUCCUAUUCAACCUUCCCCAUCCAGUCAAGCGAUCAACUCUCCCACCGGGAGCCGCGAGAGGGAGGGGACCGAGCAACGCCAGAACCAACGCUGCCCUGAUGUUCUACCCCACCUCGCUCAGGCUAUGGCGUCUCCAGGAGGAGAUCCAGGGUCUUCUCGACGUUUCCAUCCGCCGGUUGCAAUCGGACGUUGUAAAUCGCGCAGAGGCGUCCGUACAGCUGCCAGCACGAGGUACCGUCGAGUCGUGGAGCAAUCGACCCACCAGCCGCCUCGACGACGGUUCCAGAAACAGCAAUCACAACGCAGGCGCCGACAUCACGCAACAAGACGGCGCCGCCGUCACAACGCCUCUCGGCAGCAGCGGAUCUCUGAAACGCGAGAUGCUGCUCGAGCGCCUGCCGUACAUGGCCAUGAUGCUCCGCCGCCAGGGCAACAAGAAGACGUCGAACCUCGGCUCCGCCGCCGCGGACGCGGCGAGGCUGGGCGAGGUGGAGAAGAUCACCAGUUUCAGCGGCGUUGGAAUAAGCGCUGACGACGGCGUCGCCGAUGCCGACGACGGCGUCGAGGACGUGCUUCGCGAUGGCGAGGUGGCGGCACAAGGCCAAGAGUGGAGCACGGAUCGACCGGCGGAGCAGGAGCCUCCAUCAUCAGCAUCCAGACCCUCAAUGCUGGGAUCGACGAGGAGUAGUAGCAUCAGGCUUGGUGGAGGCGCAAUCGCAGGCGCCAGCGGCACGAGCACAGGACGACGACGAGGUGGAGCGGCGACGACGCUGCGUGACGAUCACAUCGGAGAAAUUAUGAUUGGAGCGGGCGGUGAGCAAGGCCUGGCGAAUCUGGUGCUGAGUGACGAUGACAUCGAAGAUGAUGAGGAUUAG
Lasiodiplodia theobromae is the source of this 2727-nucleotide messenger RNA. RefSeq names its product Checkpoint protein Rad24. The record is from RefSeq and is a predicted model, not a curated record. Gene Ontology annotation, biological process: DNA damage checkpoint signaling; DNA repair; mitotic DNA replication checkpoint signaling. Bases 1 to 2727 code for a protein of 908 amino acids. Gene Ontology annotation, molecular function: chromatin binding. Lineage: Eukaryota; Fungi; Ascomycota; Dothideomycetes; Botryosphaeriales; Botryosphaeriaceae. The transcript has a single exon.